Messenger RNA from Castor canadensis (American beaver), 2482 nucleotides. RefSeq names its product cysteine and serine rich nuclear protein 2 (gene Csrnp2). Lineage: Eukaryota; Metazoa; Chordata; Mammalia; Rodentia; Castoridae. The record is from RefSeq and is a predicted model, not a curated record. Gene Ontology annotation, molecular function: sequence-specific DNA binding; DNA-binding transcription factor activity, RNA polymerase II-specific. Gene Ontology annotation, cellular component: nucleus. Gene Ontology annotation, biological process: regulation of transcription by RNA polymerase II.
GGGCUUCUGCUGCGAGGGGUAUCCGAGUUGCCGAGCCGCCCGCUCCUCGCCGCCUGCCGGUUGGCCGGCCCACCCACCUUCCCUCCCACCCUGAUGCCCUGGGAGUUUCCCGGCCGUCGCCACGGGCCCUGAAUCCUAAUGUACCUGGCUAGCUGGUGGUAAGCAGGGGCUUUGGGGCCAACGUGGUGGACUCCCCAAGAAACCAAUGGAUGCGUUCACGGGUUCGAGUCUCAAGAGGAAGUUUGAUGAUGUGGAUGUGGGCUCGUCAGUUUCCAACUCAGAUGAUGAGAUCUCCAGCAGCGACAGUGCUGACAGCUGUGACAGCCUCAAUCCUUCCACGACCUCCAGUUUCACACCCACAUCCAUCCUGAAGCGGCAGAAGCAGCUACGGAGGAAGAAUGUACGCUUUGACCAGGUGACUGUAUACUACUUUGCCCGGCGCCAGGGUUUCACCAGUGUGCCCAGCCAGGGUGGUAGCUCUCUGGGCAUGGCCCAGCGCCAUAACUCUGUACGCAGCUACACGCUCUGUGAGUUUGCACAAGAGCAGGAGGUGAACCAUCGAGAGAUUCUGCGUGAGCACCUGAAAGAGGAGAAACUCCAUGCCAAGAAAAUGAAGCUGACCAAGAAUGGGACAGUGGAGUCAGUGGAGGCUGAUGGCCUGACACUAGAUGAUGUUUCAGAUGAAGAUAUUGACGUGGAAAACGUGGAAGUAGAUGAUUACUUCUUCCUUCAGCCUCUGCCUACCAAACGGCGACGGGCCCUGCUGAGGGCUUCUGGGGUCCACCGCAUUGAUGCUGAAGAAAAGCAAGAACUUCGAGCCAUCCGGCUGUCUCGGGAAGAGUGUGGAUGUGACUGUCGGCUGUAUUGUGACCCAGAAGCAUGUGCCUGUAGCCAGGCUGGGAUUAAAUGCCAGGUGGAUCGCAUGUCCUUUCCGUGUGGCUGCUCCAGGGAUGGCUGUGGGAACAUGGCUGGGCGCAUUGAAUUUAAUCCCAUCCGCGUCCGGACUCACUACCUCCACACCAUCAUGAAGCUGGAGCUAGAGAGCAAGCGGCAGGUGAGCCGCCCGGCAGCCCCUGAGGAGGAGCCCUCGCCCACGGCCAGUUGCAGCCUGACGGGAGCUCAGGGCUCGGAGACGCAGGACUUUCAGGAGUUCAUUGCUGAGAACGAGACGGCAGUGAUGCACCUGCAGAGCGCAGAGGAACUGGAGCGGCUCAAGGCCGAGGAAGACUCCAGCGGUUCUAGCGCCAGCCUGGACUCGAGCAUCGAGAGCCUGGGCGUGUGCAUCCUGGAGGAGCCCCUGGCUGUGCCCGAAGAGCUGUGCCCAGGCCUCACAGCCCCCAUUCUCAUCCAGGCUCAGCUGCCCCCAGGCUCCUCCGUCUUGUGUUUUGCCGAGAACUCGGACCACCCCUCUGCCUCCACGGUGAACAGCCCAUCGUACUUGAACAGCGGGUCCCUGGUCUACUACCAGGUGGAGCAGAGGCCAGUCUUGGGAGUGAAAGGAGAGCCUGCUACAGAAGAAGGCACAGCCUCCUUCCCUAAGGAGAAGGAUGUAAGUGUCUUCUCCCUCCCUGUUACCUCACUGGUGGCUUGCAGCCCCACAGACCCAGUGGCCCCCUGUAAACAAGAGGUAGGGAAAGCACCCACUCUAGAAGCGCUCUUGCCCGACGACUGUGACCCUGAGGAGCCCGAGAAUGAAGACUUCCGACCCUCUUGGUCUCCCUCAAGCCUCCCCUUCCGCACGGACAUUGAAGAGGGCUGUGGGGUGGAGAAGAGCUCUCAGCAGAGUGAGGACCGGCCCCCAGAAGAUUCUGCCCUAGAACUCCCCCUGGCAGUGUGAUGUGCGAGUGGAGAUGCUGCCUCUUGCCCAUUCUCUAUUUAUUCCCUUAUUUUAUCUAAUGCCAUUUCAAAACAAGACUGUAGAAGCAGCUGCUGCUCCCAUGGUAUUUUAUUGGGGUCUGGGGAUUGGGUGGGAAAAGAUUGUUUGUACAAGUAUUUUUUAAAAGGGAAACAGUACCAAGGAGACCAGGCCCAGCUUCAUGUGGGGGUAGUGUCUAAGAGGAGGCCGCACAGUGCUGAAUGAGCUUUCUGGACCAUCAGAACAAAGAUACAGAUCUCACAGGAGGAGCUGAGGAAUUCAAGCAGCUGUUCUUUACAUAGGGACCAGAACAGGAAUUUGCCUGGCAAAGCCCCUUCUCUCCUGGGCUCCAGGCAGGGUACAAGUUCAUUCUCUCAGUCGUUAUUCUGAUACCCCGUCUUGGUGUAUCAUAGUCAUACAGUUGGAAAGGUCACCUGGUUGAAUCUACAGAGAAGAGGUGGAAGAGUCUGUUCCUGUACAAAACCUCCAGGAUUUCUAAAAAUUUAACCUGCCUAUUUGGUAAAUAAGUUAAUAUUUGACAUGUUUGAUGUUCUCUGACCUGCUCCCCACACUGGGGAUUCCUGGUCUGUAACUUGAAUUGUUUCUCACAUGUUCUUAGGUACUAGA